CUUCUGCAUGACCAUCCUGAUCUACUUCUUGCCACUCCUGGUGAUAGGAUGUGCCUACACUGUGGUCGGCAUCACCCUCUGGGCAAGCGAGAUACCUGGUGACUCCUCCGAUCGCUACCACGAGCAGGUCUCGGCUAAGCGGAAGGUAGUGAAGAUGAUGAUCAUCGUGGUAUGCACUUUCGCACUGUGCUGGCUGCCCUACCACAUCUACUUCACCCUGCAGUAUUUCAACCCUGAGUGGUACCUGCAGAAGUUCAUCCAGCAGGUCUACCUGGCUAUCAUGUGGCUGGCCAUGAGCUCCACCAUGUACAACCCCAUCAUCUACUGCUGCCUCAAUGACAGGUUUCGCGUGGGGUUCAAACACGCGUUUCGGUGGUGCCCGUUCGUCAGCGCCGGCGAGUACGAAGGCCUGGAAAUGAAGUCAGCCAGAUACCUGCAGACACAGAGCAGCAUGUACAAGGUCAGCCGGAUAGAGACCACCGUGUCCUCGGCAGUUGGUGCAGCUGAAGAGGACCUGGAGGAGAGCGGCAAGGCCAGGCGUCUCUCCGUAGACAUGACCUCCAAUGGCUCCUCCCGCAGCGACUCCAAAACAGUCUCUGAAAGUUUCAGCUUCUACUCCAACACGCUCACCUAAGCGGUUCCCCAGCUCCCUCAGCUGCUCACAAAGGUGCCACCAUCCCCUUUCCCUCACUGGGAUGCUCCAGUGCUCAAUGCACCCAGCGUCAUCACCCGGGUUUGUGAUGUGCCGGCUUUUCCCCCUGUGCUGUUUUGCCACCUCUUUGCUGCGCCGCUCGCUGCCCACCCUUGGGUGAGACAGAGAGUAAAAGCUUUGGAUUAGUUUCGUGUGCUCCACCGUGGCUUGUGUCUGAACACAGGGGAGGUUUGGCUCAGCUCCACCUUGCUCGCUGCCUGUCCAA
Molecule: messenger RNA, 917 nt
Organism: Antrostomus carolinensis (chuck-will's-widow)
Lineage: Eukaryota; Metazoa; Chordata; Aves; Caprimulgiformes; Caprimulgidae
Gene: TACR1
Product: tachykinin receptor 1
Exons: 3
Coding region: 8-634 (208 amino acids)
Biological process (GO): positive regulation of flagellated sperm motility; G protein-coupled receptor signaling pathway
Cellular component (GO): sperm midpiece; plasma membrane
Molecular function (GO): substance P receptor activity
Source: RefSeq, a predicted model, not a curated record